AUGCAUAUCCCGCGAGUUCUAUUGUACUGCCAUGCGAAGGCGAUACGGGCUGUGAUCGUAGUGCUCACCUGCACGAGUCUGCUCUUGACCCUCCGGCUGAGCACAUCCCAGCCAAAGCAGCCCAGCAUCUACGAUAACACCGAGGGGAGGACAUCGCCCUGGCAUGACUGGAGACAUCCCAAUAAGACUUCGCGGCCAGAAGAGGUGGCGUUUCUCGAGUACCUGGUCCAUACGUACGGCCUCACCAACGAGGUUCCCUGGUAUGCGCGGAGGAUAAAAUCCAGUUCCUCGGCAAGAAGGCGAAUGUCGAUGACCGAGGUUCCCAUACAGUUCAUGCCACACGACUUUACCAGGGCUCGGGUUGAUGAUGAGAACCUAGAGUUACGAGCCGAGAAAAGCAUCAAGUUGCCCGUCACAUCGAGCCCAAGGGGCCAUCAGGUUGACGCAACUGCCUUGCUGUUCGGCAUAUCGACCACGUACUCGCGCCUUAUAUACGCCAACAACUCGCUGAUCAGCGACUGGGAAAGGUGGCUGACCGACGGGAACGGGAAUUCAAAUGGGGCGAGCCUGCUGGUGACCCUUCACAGAGCCAGGAAUGACGAGGUGGAGCGAGCCAGCAGCCUGUUGCGCUCUCUCGGGAUCGACGCGACCGUCUUGCGAUCUGUCGAUGACGGAGACGCUACCUCUCGAUACGUGGAGCUGGUGCAUCUUCUGAGGGAGUACAGCGAAGGGUUCGGCGGUGGAGAGGGAGCCCAGUCCAAGAGGUAUCUCGCCUUGGUAGACGACGAUGUGUUCUUCCCAAGCAUGUCGAAGCUAGUCGACAAGCUAUCCAAGUUCCACCCGAGCAAGGAGUACUAUAUCGGCGCCCCCAGCGACCGCUCCGACUGGAUCGUCGAGAACAACAAAACCUUCACCUGCGGCGGCGGCGCCGUGUUCCUCACCCUCCCGAUGGCGGAAAAGUUCUCGCAGCUGCCCUGUCUCGACCUGGACGGGCGAGACCCAGAGUCGUCGACCGCCAAAUCAGCGCAGUGGGACUUCUCCCUCUACGACUGCGUCACCUCGCACUCGUCGGCCGUUCUGCAAGUCCUGCCGAGCUACCACGCCCCCGGCGACGACGAGGCCUACGGCGACCGCACCAUCAGCAGCGAGGGGUACGGCGCCGGCAUCCGGCCCCUGACCCUCCACCACUACAAGAACUGGCACCGCUUCGAGGCCGGCAAGGGCCACCUCGUCACGUCCGCCUGCGGCGAGGACUGCUUCCUCCAGCGCUUCCGCUUCCGCGACGACUGGAUCCUCGUCAACGGCUACGCCAUCUCCCAUUACCCCGACGGCGUCGACGCCCUCCCGCUGCGGUCGAGGGUGAAGACCCCGCCAGAGCCGCCGGUGGCGGCGGCCACGACGACGACGAGGAGAGCGGCGGCGGCGGUUGUGGCGAUGCCGAGGAAGACGGACGCACCGUCACAGAAGCAACGGCACGAUCAGGAGGAUGGCGAUAGGGUGGCGGUCGGGAGCGGGCUCGUCGUCGACCGGCCCGACCGGCCGAGCGACAUGAAGGUGGUGGCCUGGAGGGGUCGCAAGCGGGUCUGGAGGCUGCUGGAUGCCAGGGUAGGCGAGGGCGGCGAGGUGUGGCAGGCGUACGUGAAGCGGCGGGGAGGAGGGAACUGGUUCGGCGACGCGGAUCCCCGGCUGACCGGCGACAAGGUACACGCGGAGGAGGAGAAGUCGGACGUCGAUUCCGUCAUUGUCCUGAUAUGGGAGGCGUGA
Phialemonium atrogriseum is the source of this 1764-nucleotide messenger RNA. RefSeq lists its product as uncharacterized. The transcript has a single exon. The record is from RefSeq and is a predicted model, not a curated record. NCBI's taxonomy places the organism in Eukaryota, Fungi, Ascomycota, Sordariomycetes, Cephalothecales, Cephalothecaceae. The coding region runs from base 1 to 1764 and encodes 587 amino acids.